Ceratosolen solmsi marchali is the source of this 1481-nucleotide messenger RNA. RefSeq names its product Solute carrier family 35 member B1 homolog meigo (gene meigo). Gene Ontology annotation, cellular component: endoplasmic reticulum membrane; Golgi membrane. Gene Ontology annotation, biological process: UDP-galactose transmembrane transport. Gene Ontology annotation, molecular function: UDP-glucose transmembrane transporter activity; UDP-galactose transmembrane transporter activity. The record is from RefSeq and is a predicted model, not a curated record. Lineage: Eukaryota; Metazoa; Arthropoda; Insecta; Hymenoptera; Agaonidae. The transcript has 2 exons. Bases 265 to 1206 code for a protein of 313 amino acids.
UUAAGGUGGCGCUGGAGCCUAUGUGAACCAUUUUAUUUCGGAUGUUGUUCAUCGUCCAAAUAACUUUUUAUCACAGACCAAAGUGCUACCCAUUCACCGCUGUCAACGUGGAUACUUCUGCUGCAAAGUGUCAACAUGUGCUGCAAACAUAAUACGUAUAAAUCUUUGAACUCUAAUGCUUGGUGCCACUACCUUAAGUGCUAACUUAAACCUAGUUUCGCGUGUUUACUUUCCGUACACUGAAGCCGCAUCUCGUGUAAAACAAUGUCUCAGCACCACGGCGCUGGAAAGCUCAUAAUCUGCACUGCCGGUAUAUUUGUUUGCUAUUUUUACUUUGCCAUUCUUCAGGAAAAAUUGACUCGGGGUCAAUAUGUCGACGGAGACAAUACGGAGAAAUUCACGUAUAUGUUCGCAUUGGUUUUCGCGCAGUGUGCCGUUAAUUGUAUAUUUGCCAAGUUGUUGCUUGUGACUGUGAUGAAACAGGAAGAGGAUACAACAAAGAAUCUGUAUUAUGCUACAUCUGCGCUUACAUACCUGUUGGCCAUGGUUUCUAGCAAUAUGGCCUUGCAAUUCGUUAAUUAUCCAACACAGGUGGUGGCCAAGGCUGCAAAACCCAUUCCCAUUAUGAUUAUGGGAUCCCUUAUCGGUGGAAAAGUUUAUUCGUUUAAAAAAUAUUGCUUUGUAACGCUCAUCGUUACAGGAGUAGUUAUCUUUAUGUACAAGGAUAACGUUCCUUUAAAAACUAUCGAAGGAGAGGGCUUUGGUAAAAUUUUGCUGGUGCUCUCCUUGAUGAUGGACAGUCUGACUAGUACGAUACAAGAAAAAAUGCGAGGAGAGCAUAAGACUAAAUCCGGUCACAUGAUGUUCAAUAUGAAUAUGUGGUCUGUUUUCUUCAGUGGAGUUGUCGUUUUAUUUUCCGGCGAAUUGUUCAACUUUCUCAAGUUCUUACAACGACAUCCAGCAGCGUUACAUCAUAUUAUAACCCUAUCAAUAUGCGGAGCAUUAGGACAAUACUUUAUAUUUUUGACUGUUUCUGAAUUUGGACCGCUGACUUGUUCAGUGGCCACGACCACUAGAAAAUGUUUCACCGUAAUAGCGUCGGUGAUAUUCUUCGGUAAUUCAUUAUUACCUCGUCAAUGGCUCGCUACAUUUUUUGUAUUUUUAGGAUUAUUUUUAGACAGCUUUUAUGGUAAAACAAAAUUGUAAAGCGAAGCAUGACUAAGUAAACCUUGUGCAAUUUUUUUAAACUAUAUUUUUUACAUAUAUAAUCGUAAGAAGGACUCCAGUAUCAAGCUGUCAGCAAAUCUCCUUUACAUUACAACUUGUAUUCUCUUGAUCGCAGUUAAUGUAUACUCCAUUAAAUGACAGACAUUUUAAGUACCAUAGAUUAUAAGUUCAUUAUGGAAAAUGUAGAACACUGCGUUGAAUAAUUACUUUUUGUAAUCUCUACAUAGCUUCAAACGUAAUUUCAAGUUUAAUAA